This is a messenger RNA of Trichechus manatus latirostris (Florida manatee), 1679 nucleotides long. Its product is annotated as olfactory receptor 7A17-like. Gene Ontology annotation, molecular function: G protein-coupled receptor activity; olfactory receptor activity. The record is from RefSeq and is a predicted model, not a curated record. The transcript has a single exon. The coding region runs from base 759 to 1679 and encodes 306 amino acids. Gene Ontology annotation, cellular component: plasma membrane. Lineage: Eukaryota; Metazoa; Chordata; Mammalia; Sirenia; Trichechidae. Gene Ontology annotation, biological process: G protein-coupled receptor signaling pathway.
UAGUAUUAGGAUAAUCUCCUGUUUCUUCUCUAUUCUUAACUACAACCUCAAUCCAGCUUCCUUUUUCCACUUCACUUAUACCAUCCUCCUUGCUGUUGCCAGAUGGAAUGCUCGAGGAUUUUGCCCUGCCUGUAUCUCUGCCCAAAAUGCUCUUCUCACAGUUUUCUGCUUGGCUAGCAUCCUUCCCUCUUCAGAUUUUCUGCUCAAAGGCCCCUUCUCAGAGGUGAUUAUACAAAGGAGCAUUUCUUUUUCACUCUAUAACUUACUUAUCCUGCAUUAUUUUACUUCAUAAUGGUAAUCCCUACAAAUCAUUUACAGAUUUAGUAACAGUCUGCUGACCCCUACCCCCAACACACAUAUCCUGGAAUAACAUUUAGGGCAAAGAUUGUUAAAAUUAAGUUUUACUUCUGUUUCCCGUGUCUUCAACAACACUUGGCAAAAAAGAGUUGGUCAAAAAUAUUUGUUGAAUGAACUAAACAAACUCUUGGGGAAUUUCUAGAGACAAAUGCCGCUUUGGGAAAAAGUUUGGGAUUAGAGGCAAGGAUGUCUAGUUGGUUUUAGCAUCAACAAGAAGGUAGAACAUUUGGGAUUCCAUGAAAUUUUCAGCUCUAGGGCACUAGAUCUAUAGAUAAUAUAUGGAAUUAAUUAAUUAAACAUGUUUAAAAUCUAAACAACAGCAUAUCUGUUAAGUAGUUGUUAACUGCUUAUGGCUAAGGUUGCGUUGCUCUUUUCUCUUUUCCAGUAGUUUCAUCGGUUACAUGGAACCAGGAAACCAAACACGUGUUUCAGAAUUCAUCCUUUUAGGGCUCUCAGAGGAGACGGAGAUGCAGCCCCUCCUCUUUGGGCUAUUUCUGUCCAUGUACCUGGUCACUUUCAUUGGGAACCUGCUCAUCAUUCUGGCCAUUAUCAUUGACUCCCACCUCCACACACCCAUGUACUUCUUCCUCUCCAACCUCUCCUUUGCAGACAUCUGUUUUAUUUCCUCCACAGUCCCAAAGAUGCUGCUGAACAUCCAGAUGCAGAACAAGGUUAUCACCUAUGAGGGCUGCAUCACCCAGAUGUAUUUUUUCAUGCUGUUUGGAGGAUUCGACAACUUCCUCUUGGCAGUGAUGGCGUAUGACCGGUUUGUGGCUAUCUGUCACCCCCUGCACUACACGGUCAUCAUGAACCCCAAGUUCUGUGGCCUCCUGCUUCUGAUAUCCUGGUUAUUGACUGUUAUGUACUCUCUAUUACAUAGCUUAAUGAUUUUACGACUGUCUUUUUGUACAGAGUUGGAAAUCCCCCACUUUUUCUGUGAACUUAAUCAGGUAGUCCAGCUUGCUUGUUCUGACAUCUUCCUCAAUGACUUAGCGAUGUAUCUUACAGCUGGGCUUGUGGGUGUUAUUCCACUCACUGUGAUCCUUUUCUCUUACACGAAGAUUGUGUUCUCCAUUAUGAGAAUUUCAUCUACUGGGGGCAAGUAUAAAGCUUUUACCACUUGUGGGUCUCACCUCUCAGUUGUCUCCUUGUUCUAUGGUACAGGCCUUGGAGUAUAUCUCAGUUCUGCUGCUACCCAAAACUCCAUGGCCAGUACAAUGGCCUCAGUGAUGUACACUGUGGCCACACCCAUGUUAAACCCCUUUAUAUACAGUCUUAGAAACAAGGACAUAAAGCAGGCUCUAAAAAAAGUUUUCAGCUGA